Molecule: messenger RNA, 4872 nt
Organism: Pygocentrus nattereri (red-bellied piranha)
Lineage: Eukaryota; Metazoa; Chordata; Actinopteri; Characiformes; Serrasalmidae
Gene: heatr6
Product: HEAT repeat containing 6
Exons: 20
Coding region: 1-3675 (1224 amino acids)
Source: RefSeq, a predicted model, not a curated record
AUGGCUGCUAGAGUCAGUUCAUUGGAGUCGGGCUGGUGCUCGGCUUCUGAUAGAGACCGGCCUCCGUUUCAUUCUGACACUCAGCGGUUCGGUUCGGGCGUUGAGCUCGCUUCUCUGCAGCCCGGAGAAGAGCCGUUCCGCCGCUGCAGCGCUAAACUGAGAGGACUGAGCGGGUCUGGAGGAUCCGCAGUGAAAACAGAGCUGAACCUCCUGCUGGACGAGCUGCUCUCUCACAACUACAGCAACCAGCUCAACAACCACCACAUACCAGCACAGGAUGUGUGUCUGCUGCUUGUGCACACCAGCCGACUGGUUCCACACAGCCAAGAGCAUCUCGUCAUCAAACUGUGCCAGCUGAUUCACCAGCUACUUAACCAGCUGCAGGUGAUUGUAGAUGAGCAGACGCUUGAUACACUCGUGUCAUACUGCACGCGGGCUUUAUGGGUUUGCAGCUCAUGGACGCACUCGGAGAUACUACUGGCCCUCUCAUCGUUGGUGUAUGGCAACGGGCCCAGGUGCCAGCGGCAUCUUCCAGAACUGCUUGGCCAGAACGGUGUGCUCCUGAACUAUGGUGACCCCAGUCAGAGUGAUAUAGAACUGCGGCGCUCUUCUUUGCAUUGCAUGGCCAACCUUUGUCUUGGUGUUCCUGGACAUCCUUAUUUGGAGGAAUCAUACAGAGGAGCAUGUUAUAGAAUCUUCCUGCAAACUCUUCAGUCUCCAAAACCAUCUAACGUAGAAGACAUGGUCUUCUGUACGUUAUUACAAAGUGCUCUAAAGGGCACGCAGUAUUUCCUGAAUGGGGUAAAAUGGAAGGCUUCUCCUGAUCAGGACCUGGGCUCCCUAUUGGCUCUACUUAAGAAAUACAUGUUCCAUGGGUUGCCAGGGAUAAACGUGGAGAUGCCUCAAGUUCUGUACCCAGCACCUCUUCCCCAGUAUGAGACAGUUCCUGCAGCUAAAGCUGAGCCUUCACAGGAUACGCCAACACAGAGAAAACUGCCAGCGUCCCAGCAGAAUAAGAAGCGAAAGUCGCGGGGGAAAGGGAAGAAGGCCAGAGUGGAGGGGAAAACAGAUGGUGGACCAGAGGAGGGAGAUGAUGAGGAGCCAAGUACAGGGCCCGUCAGGAGUGGAGGAGGUGGAGGAGCAGGACGAGGAGAGGGCCGGAUUGGGUGGCCUCAAACUUCUACCCCUUUCGCUCUGCCUCUGCAGCCUGGAUCAGGCACUCAGUUCUUACCUUGUUGGAAGAAAGGCAGCUCUGACUCAGAGUUCUCUGACCCUGAAGGAGGAAUGCAGUCAAAGCUCAGGCUCUACCAGGCUCGUGUGCGGCAGAGUGCUCUGCAGUGUUUCCUGGCUGUGGUGAAGAGUGUGGAGAAAAGAGUUCUGUAUGGUUAUUGGUCAUCCUUCAUUCCUGACACUCCUGGCAUUGGAAGCCCUCCUUCACUUACCCUCAUCACCAUCGCUCUUAAAGACCCCUCCCCUAAGGUGCGCGCAGGGUCACUGCAGGUGCUCUCCGCCCUUCUAGAAGGUUCUCGUCAGUUCCUGUCUGCGGCUGAGGACACUAGUGCCCCUCGGCAAGCCUUCACUCCAUUCUCUGCUACUCUGGCAGCCAGCCUGAGAGAGCUCCACCGCUGCCUUCUGCUAGCACUGAUUGCCGAGUCCUCCUCCCAGACCCUAACACAGGUCAUAAAGUGCCUUGCCCAUUUGGUGUCCAAUGUACCCUACAACCGUCUUAGGCCAGGUUUGCUCAGCCCUCUAUGGAAACAGAUCCGUCCAUACGUCCGGCACAGAGAUGUGAACGUGCGCGUAUCCAGCCUCACUCUGUUUGGGGCGCUGGUCUGCACUCAGGCUCCCCUCCCUGAGGUACAUCUCCUUCUGCAGCAGCCUGGGCCGAGUACAGGACCUGGUGUAUCUGGAGGAGCCACGCCGCAGGAGCCAUCCCUCAACUGGAGGCAGCCGGGGCGCAGGGAGAGAGACGCCAGUCUACCCUUGACGGGGACAGGUGUGGAGGAUGUUCCAGUGGCAUCGUGCUGGCUGCUGCAGCUGUGUGUGGCUCUGGUUACCCAGGCUCGUGAAGAGCCCUACUCUGAUAGCGAUGCAGCGGGGUCCACCAGCGGCGCACUGGAGCCUUCUCCUGUCCGCCUAGAGGCCCUGCAGGUGCUGGCUCAUCUGGUGAAGGGCUACUUCCCUCUGGCUCAGACGUCUUUGCUGGAGUUGGCCCAGCUCAGCGCUCGCUGUCUUAGUGAGCAAGACCCCUCUGUGCAGCUACAUGGAGCCAAGUUGUUGGAGGAACUGGGCACUGGCAUUAUCCAGCAGUACAGAGCUGAUGCCCACAGUGCUGAGAGUGCCAGCGCUGUGCCACUGUGCCAGGUGGUGCAGUUCUGGUCUGAGGUCCUGACCGGUCCACUGAUAGGAGCCUUACAAAAUGAUCAGCACCCGACCUUACAGACCAGUGCAUGCGACACCCUCUCCUCCAUCCUACCCCAGGCCUUCAGCCAGCUUCCUGACAAGACUCAAGUGUUCUGUAUCACCGUAUUGCUUGGACUGACCUAUAGUGAGAACUCUCUAGUGAAGGCAGCAGCAGUGAGAGCACUGGGCGUCUACAUCCUCUUUCCCUGUCUCAGAGAGGAUGUGAUGUUUGUGGCAGACACAGCCAAUGCUAUCCUCACUGUCCUGGAUGAUCGCUCUCCCAACGUCCGUGCCAAGGCUGCCUGGUCGCUAGGCAACCUCACUGACACACUCAUCGUCAACAUGGAGUCUGUUGGACUGGAAUUCCAGGAGGAGGUCUCUGACAUGCUUCUUCUGAAGAUGCUGAGAACUGCCACUCAAGCUUCUGGAGACAAGGACAGGGUAAAGAGUAAUGCUGUGAGAGCUCUUGGGAAUCUUCUACACUUCUUGCAGCCGGCGCGACUGGGGAAGCCAGCAUUCGAGCAGCCCCUAGAGCAGGCCAUGAGGGCUCUCAUAGACACAGUCAGAGGAGACGCCACCAUGAAGGUGCGCUGGAAUGCUUGCUACGCUUUGGGUAACGUGUUCCGAAACCCUGGCCUGCCUCUGGGCACAGCGGGCUGGUCUAAAGAGGCUUACUCGGCUCUCUCAUCUGUGGUCACUUCUUGUAAGAACUUCAAAGUGCGGAUCAAAUCUGCCGCUGCUCUCUCUGUUCCUGCAACACGCGAUCGCUACGGAGACACGCAGCAGUUCGCUGAAGUGUGGUGUGCCUUGGCUCAAGCUCUCGAACACAGUGAAGAAACGGAGGAUUUUCUUGAAUACCGCUACUGCGCUAGUUUGCGUGGCGAACUCUGUCAUGCUCUCUUUCACCUUCUGUCCUUGUGCCAACUCGAUGAUCUGGCAACUGUGGGGACAUCACUGAGCUGUCAAUCAAAAUCAGCACUCCAGGGCUUACUGGUUCAAUACCUCAGUGACACGGCUUUGGUUUCCAGACAUCAUGAUGUCGGUGGGGAGGAUGCUGGAGAUCAGACAGAGCCGAGGGACAGGCUGAAGGAACUGGAUCAGACCCUGAGUAGACUGAAGGAGCUGGAGGCUGAGGUUGGAGCAGAUAGUAAGUCUGAUCUGGACACUGUGAAGCAGUUCCUAGAGGAUGUUGCAAAGAAUUGUGAGACAAUAAAGGCUUCAGAUGCCCUGGACGUUAAAGUGAUGCACACCAGCUCUCAUCAGAAGCUUUAAUGAGACUCCAACAGAUGUUAUUAUGGACAUGAAAAGAAACCACAGUGUAUAUGAAUCCUACAUUAACUUAUAACAGUGAAGACCUAGAGGUGAAAAUAUUAGAGAAAACAAAACUUAAUCUAAUUACCCUUGUUGCCAAUUGAUUUUGCAACUGUGUGGCAAACAUGUCCAUCAGUGUCAGUAAGAUGUUUAGAAAGUUCAUCUUACAGCUUUAUUUGAGUGGACCUCUCUGACAUUGUUUAUUACUAUCACAUCAAGCUUGAAUUUGUUUGCAAAGCCAGCAAGGCAGUAUGGUAUAGUUUAAAGUGGAAUUCCAUUGAUUUAGCAAAGUUUCUAUAUACUCAGUCUCUGAAAUGGUGCUUUCUAGAAAAACUUAGAACUGAUUUAUUUACGUUGGUUUACGUUGUGGUGAUAGGAGCCAGGGAUCACAGUACAGCGCAAAUAUAACCAUUUUAUUUACUAUCCAAAACACCCAGUGAACCUACAUGUGUCCUCUUAGUUUUUAUAAGUUAUGCUGAUGAUAAAACUGUAGUAAAUCUGAAUAAGGUUCUCUCUGGACUGUUAGCUUUACUUCUCCACCAUUUUUUAAAAACGAGAAACUUUCAUCAGGAAAGUAUGUCUCAGGCAUCAGCCAACGAAUCUGUACCCAAGUUAUGUAAUAGCUUUCUGUGAUUGUAGCUUUUAGAGGCAUUAAACACUAUGGGUGUCUGGUUCCUAUCACCACCACUGUGAAUUUUUCUGAUUUGGUUAGUUUCUCUAGAACACUGCAUUUCACAUCUAACCUCUCUGAAUGACCUUGUUUACAUCUUAAUUGAAUCAUUCAGAAAGUUGAUAAUCCUCUCCAUCACUGGAGGUGUCACUAAGAUGUGUUGUAUAUCUUUUGUAUUUACAGCUUUAUUUGACUGGACCCUUGCUGUUUUUCAUAACCGCACACCAAGCUUGAAUUCUUGUGAAAAAAACAGUAAUACAGUAAGAUUCAUUUUAAUACCACAACCCCGAAUCUGCCAGGUUUGGCCAAUUUACUCUAAUUCAAGACCCUGAGAUGUUACUUAUUUCCUCAUGCAGAUUCUUUGUAAACAUGCACAUAAGCAUUGUGUGGCUAUAUCAAUGCAUAUCAUGCUUAUCAAACAUGUUUAUUUGGUCCUGACUGUCCUGAAUAAGAGGAAGUUUUGUUUAUUAAAGUUACACUGUAAACCA